AUGGGGGACCACCCGCCGCACAAGAAGCGGCGCAACCGCGUGCCCAUCUCGUGCUUCAGCUGUCGCUCGCUCAAGACCAAGUGUGACGGCGUCCGGCCGGUAUGUUCGACCUGCGCCCACAAUGGGCGGGAAUGCGUCUUCACCCAGCGCGGCAUCUCCGGGGGGAAUAUGGUGACGGUGAGCCAGGACUAUGUACGUGGUCUGGAGAAACGUCUGGAGCUGCUGGAGCGAUCCAACACGGCUUCCGCAUUGCCCCCUGCGGCUGCCACCCCGGCCCCCCCGCGGCCAGCGCCCGAGAGAUCGAUAUUGUCGGGACCCAGCUCCUCCGCGGUCAUGGUGGACGCCAAUGUGUCGAUAGGAGGCCUUUCCUUCACCCAGUUGAUCCUCAACAGCCUGCACGGCCACGACAAUGUCAAGGCGCAGUCCAUCAUGACGGACCGCGAAGCUCGCGCCAGACCGUCCCUGCUGGCCGGUGAUGACCUAUAUACGCUGCCCGAGAAUACGGCAGAGGUCCUGGAUCGUUUUUUCACCGUCCGCAAUAUCCUCGCGCCGGUAUUCCACGCCCCCAGCGCUCGGCCGGCGCUCGAGGCGGCAAUCCGCUGUUCGCCCGCCGAGAGGCAUCAUCACCAGUCGGCAUUGGCUCUGCUCAACAUGAUCCUGGCGCUGUGUACGUCACACUUCUUAAUCGAUGAGGCGAACCCACAAACGGCGCGAAAACACUAUGACAUCGCCAUGGCCCUCCUGCACCCGACCCUCCUCCGCGACUGGAGAUUAGAGCAUGUUCAAGCCCUCGUGCUAGGCGCGAGAUAUCUCCAGGGUACUAGCUGUGGGGAUGAAUGCUGGAAUGUCUUGGGUCUGGCCAUUCGAAUUGCAUACGGCCUGCGCCUACACCAAGAUCCGCCCGAGACCGACCCGCCUCCGUUGCGAGAAACCAAGCGCCGGGUCUGGUACUCCGCGUAUACCCUCGACAUGCUCUUGAGCAUGAUAUACGAACGCCCAUCGGCAACCAGAUCCGAUUUCACAGUCUGCCCGCCGGAAGAUCUCGACGAUGACUGUAUUCAGGAAGACCGACUGCUCCGCCCUACACCAAGGCGGCCAUCCUUCAUGGCCUUCUUUCUUCAAGUGAUCAAGCUAUAUCGUAUUGUGGAGAACACUUUAGCUUGCCUGGAAAAGAAUCCACAGGACCCCCGGGAAAUCGCGGAGCUGAUCAUGGCUCUGGACGAAGAUUACCAGAGAUGGCAGCGCGAGCGACCUGCACACCUCGUUCUCAACUAUGGCAAUGCGCAGGAGCCGCCCUGGAUUCUGGCCCUACGCGGCAAUAUGGUUCGCAUUUUGAUUCACCGACUGUCUCUGGGUGUGACACUUCACCACCUCGCCCAACCCCAGCAAAUUGAGGACUCGAUGGUGAGCCAUAUCUUGCAACAUAGCCAGGCGACGUGUGUAGCGGCCGCGAUGGAUACGGUUGAUAUUGUGGCCUUGAGGCAUGAGCAGACCAGGCAUACCAUGGGUCUGGACUGGUUUAACAUAUAUUAUUUGUUCAACGCCGUCCUCGUCCUGGUCUCCCAUGUUGUCGAUCCAGCCCACUCCGAGGACCGACCUGCACUAGCGAAAGUGGAACAAGCCCUUCAUAUGAUCAAGGCCAUGUCGAGCAACCACUCCUUUGCACGCCGGGCGUCUUUGUUUCUGCAGCAGUUAGUUGGGUACAUGAACCAAUUUCUGGGAUCCCGGAAGCCCAGGGAAGAUAAUGCACCCCGAGCGCAUAUCCCGUCAGCGCAGGAGUCGUCCACCUUGCCUCCCACAAUGCCUGGCGCGCCCGUAUUUCCAGAUCUACAAGCGUUGUGCGGUUUUACCCAGAAUCUCACAGAUAAUCUGGAGACGCAACUAGAGGAUUUUGAUACGAGAGGUCUGUCCGGCUCAUUGUGGACGUUCCAAGAUCAGGGUUCAUACACGGGAUUUUCAUGA
This is a messenger RNA of Penicillium riverlandense, 1962 nucleotides long. Its product is annotated as Zn(II)2Cys6 transcription factor. NCBI's taxonomy places the organism in Eukaryota, Fungi, Ascomycota, Eurotiomycetes, Eurotiales, Aspergillaceae. Gene Ontology annotation, cellular component: nucleus. Gene Ontology annotation, molecular function: RNA polymerase II cis-regulatory region sequence-specific DNA binding; zinc ion binding; DNA-binding transcription factor activity, RNA polymerase II-specific. Bases 1 to 1962 code for a protein of 653 amino acids. The transcript is spliced from 3 exons. The record is from RefSeq and is a predicted model, not a curated record. Gene Ontology annotation, biological process: DNA-templated transcription; positive regulation of transcription from RNA polymerase II promoter by galactose.